UUGACCUUCACGUUCGGACGGAGAGGAGCACGAAAUUGAAGAAUAUGAUCUCUUUAAGGUGAAGACUGAGAGAGAAGGAAUUGAAGCAAUCUUUGGCGGGGAUGUUUUAUCCUAGGCCAACUCUUUCGUUGUACAAGUUUUGAGUUUUACUGGCCUGUCCCACUUUGUCAGUGGUUUUUGGGUGUUCUGAUCAACUGGAUUCUGAAGCUUGUGGAAUUGGAUGGAAGUUUUUUAACACAUCCUGCUACAAAAUAUCCAGUCGCUCGAAAACAUGGGAGGAAGGUCUGGCGGAUUGUAAUUCUAUGAAUGCGGAUCUUGUUGUGAUAAAAAGCCAAGAGGAAAUGGAUUUUAUUUACAGUUUAUUUGUAAAGCCUCUGCAGUCCGGGAGCGCUUGGAUCGGGCUUAAUUUUAAAGGUGGCUCAUUUCUUUGGAUUGAUGGUACUAAAGUGGCGUAUAGAAAUUGGAAUAUCGGGGAGCCAAACAACUUUAAGGGCGUUGAACACUGUGUGGAGACUUUGGUAAACAGCGGCAAGUGGAACGAUAUCGCCUGCUCUGUUAAGAGACCGUAUGUAUGCAAAAGAGCUGGUCAUCUGAUUCGUCCAUCAAGAUUCAUGUCUGCCGAACUCGACAACAGGGAUCACGCUCUUAUAGAUCAGGCAUUUGAAGAAUAUUUCGUCGCUAACGUCACAGAGUGCUUAAAGAGGUGCCUGUCCCGAGAUAAAUGCUUUUCUUUCAACUACGAGUACUUUGAGCAGUAUGGAAAAAGUGUGAACUAA
Molecule: messenger RNA, 776 nt
Organism: Pocillopora verrucosa
Lineage: Eukaryota; Metazoa; Cnidaria; Anthozoa; Scleractinia; Pocilloporidae
Source: RefSeq, a predicted model, not a curated record